This is a messenger RNA of Gaeumannomyces tritici R3-111a-1, 282 nucleotides long. RefSeq lists its product as hypothetical. The transcript has a single exon. Bases 1 to 282 code for a protein of 93 amino acids. NCBI's taxonomy places the organism in Eukaryota, Fungi, Ascomycota, Sordariomycetes, Magnaporthales, Magnaporthaceae. The record is from RefSeq and is a predicted model, not a curated record.
AUGGGCGACGGGUGGCCUUCCCUUUCCAACGCCUGCCCCCGCUGCCACCCUCUCGUCCGGACCUGGGCCCCCAUGCUCGGUGACCAGGCUGGGAAAUACGACGGGUGGGCUUGCUGCUCCUGUGCGACCCUCGUCCAUCAUCGUGCCGCCCUCACCACCACCACCACCACCACCACAAUCACGACGCGCCCGGGGCCUCGCCGCUGCUGCGUCUUGGCAGAGGAGAUCACUCAAAUUGCCGGGCCAUUAAAACACCCGGCCAUGCCACCCUCCUCCUCCUAG